Messenger RNA from Melampsora larici-populina 98AG31, 516 nucleotides. RefSeq lists its product as uncharacterized. NCBI's taxonomy places the organism in Eukaryota, Fungi, Basidiomycota, Pucciniomycetes, Pucciniales, Melampsoraceae. The record is from RefSeq and is a predicted model, not a curated record. The coding region runs from base 1 to 516 and encodes 171 amino acids. The transcript is spliced from 2 exons.
AUGAAAACAGAAGAUCCAUUGUUUCUCGAUGUAUUGCUUGGAAAGCUGAGACCCAAUCUAACAUCGGAAAAAUAUUCAGCAUGCGAAAAUUCACAACGCAAACGGUAUCUGAUGGACGGCUAUCGAUGGGUCAGUCGCUGUGGUCCUGAACUCAACUUUCUCAAAGCAGAUUGCACACCGGUAGUGUAUCAAAACCUUGUCAGCCAUAAUCAAAAUGAGCUCUCCUAUGCCGGCACUCUCACAACGCCCUUCAAGCCUGAAAUGUUGCGGGUGGAUACUACAACUGGAUAUGUGUUCCAUCCCUCACCAGGAGUUAGGGCACGUUACGGGAAUUUCUCUCUUUUGAGGUCCUCCCUUGUACUUGAUCAAUUGGGCUCUUCUCUCACGCUGGAUGAGGAAGCCAGUCCUGAUGAGCCGGUGGGAUGGCUAGAUUGGCAAGGCUGUAAAUGGCCCAUAGAACGGCUUCAUUCUACCGAUCUUGGUUGGCCGUCAGAUUUACAUCAGAAAAAAGAAUAG